AUGAAAAUGGUGUCCGCUGCCAGACCAGAAGUAAAGUCCCUCUGGAAGCCAAAAUUCCCAGCAGGCGCCGGCUCCGACGAGGAAGUCACAAUCAACGUCCACAGAGAGCGACUUCUCAAUUUGAACCAGGGGAUAACACACCGGCGCCGCAACGGACGCUUUGUCUUUGCCUCUUUCAACCUAUCAUCCAUCCUCCGGCCACCCGACCCCGGAUCAUCUUCGCCCUAUAAUCUGCUGGCCAUCUUUAAUAUGGAUAUCGGGAUCAAUCCACGGCAGCCACGGCAGGAUAGCUGCACCAGACCUCUGCACCUCUACGCAUGCGCAACGAAAGAAGCAAUCACGGUUCACGAAGCAAUCAUGCCCAUUUUUGCGGCAAAUUUGCGCCGCGUAGAUGCUAGAAACGAUGAAACCACGAGAUUGCUAUUCUUCUCCUUGUCAUUCGGCCGUGGUACCGAGCAAACCCUCGCUACCUUACGGAUAUUCGUACCCGCUUGGAAAGAACAAACCCCUCGAAUAUUCUGGCGAUCCAAGGAGAUUAUUUGUAGGGCGACACAUGCAUCCUCACAUGGAUCCCGGAAAGACCAACGCUCCGCUGCUGCUCAGCGCCCACAAACAUACCUCGUGCGGCUGAGCCUCGCGCCAUUACCCAGUGAUGAGGAGCCAAUUCAAAACGAGCCCUCGCACUACAGGCACUUAGCUGAGCCUUCACCUUCUUUCUUGGCAGCGAACAUCGAGAAGGAAACAAUUCCAUCACGAGAUUUGAACCCCCCUCCUUCGCACGACAUCCUUGGGCCGGACCCUAAUCCAGAGACGCACACAACUGCCUGUCUCAUUUUACUCGAGGCAACGGUCGCCACUUGGCACCCUCGUGCGACAGCGCGUUGUCCCCCCUCGGUGGCUGUUCAAGCCUGGCGUUAA
Molecule: messenger RNA, 918 nt
Organism: Colletotrichum lupini
Lineage: Eukaryota; Fungi; Ascomycota; Sordariomycetes; Glomerellales; Glomerellaceae
Exons: 5
Coding region: 1-918 (305 amino acids)
Source: RefSeq, a predicted model, not a curated record